Molecule: messenger RNA, 1490 nt
Organism: Punica granatum (pomegranate)
Lineage: Eukaryota; Viridiplantae; Streptophyta; Magnoliopsida; Myrtales; Lythraceae
Source: RefSeq, a predicted model, not a curated record
GGAUGUCAAACUUCGGGGUGUGAUUUAGCCAGACAUAAACUUCAAGAUACGAAAGAUAAUUUUUCCUUUCUUGCUCCGUCUUCUCUCUCUCUCGCAUCCGCAGCUCAGCUGUGAGUUGGAAGAAGACGUCACUCAGCUCUCUGCAAAAGAAGGCAUUGAAUCUUCUUCGAGCAGAUAGGAGAAGAGAUCAACAAUGGAUGCUCUGAGGAAGCAAGCAAGCAAGCUCCGAGAGCAAGUCACCAAACAGCAACAGGCUGUUAUAAAGCAGUUCAGUGGGACUGGCUAUGAAAGUUCAGCUGUGAUGGUUAUUGACGAAAUUGAGAUGCAGAGACAUCAACAGCUAGAUAAACUUUACAAGGCCACUCGAGCAGGAAGGGAAUUUCAAAAAGAUAUUGUAAAGGCAGCAGAAGGAUUUACAGCAAUAGGUUAUAAAAAUAUUGAGACAGGGUCCAAGUUAUCUGAAGACUGCUGCAAGUACGGAGCUGAAAAUAUUAAUGACAAUAUUUUAGCAAAGGCAGCCGCUAUAUAUGGUGAUGCCCGUAAACAUGUAGAAAAAGAACAAGAAGACUAUAAUAAGCUGUUAUAUUCUCAGAUUUUGGAACCCCUGAGAGCAAUGAUAAUGGGCGCUCCUUUAGAAGAUGCCCGUCAUCUCGCUCAACGUUAUAGCCGUAUGAGACAGGAAGCAGAGUUGCAGGCUACAGAAAUUUCUAGAAGGCAAGCAAGGGUCCGCGAAUCUCCCAUUCCUGACAAUGUUGCCAAGCUGCAUGUCGCUGAAGCGAAGAUGCAGGAAAUUAAAGCUAACAUGGCAAUUCUUGGUAAGGAAGCUGCAUCAGCAUUGGCUGCUGUAGAAGCACAGCAACAAAGGCUUACUUUCCAGAGGCUAGUUUCCAUGGUCGAAGGAGAAAAGACCUUCCAUCUCAGAGUAGCUGCUAUACUUGGUGAGGUUGAAGCUGAGAUGGUUUCGGAGAAGCAGCAUAAGGAGUCUGCUCCUCCUGUUUCAACAGAGAUUCACACAGAGAAGACAUCAUACUUCUUAGCUGAGGCAAUGCAUCCUUUCAGUGCCGAGACAGAAAAAGAACUAAGCCUGGAAGUGGGUGACUAUGUAGUUGUUCGAAAGGUGAGUCCAUCAGGAUGGUCAGAAGGCGAAUGUAAGGGCAAAGCUGGAUGGUUCCCCUCGGCAUACGUGGAGAAGCGACAGAGGGUUCCUACAAGUAACGGCACGACAGAAGCGUAUUGAUCAAUUUGGACUGACUUUGGUUUCGUAAAUGUGACCUGAAAAUGAAAGGUACCUUUUGUUCUGUUGUGUGCAAAUAGCUUCUCUUAUCAGCUGUUAGGUGUUUCUUCCAAUCAUGCUGUGUUGUCUCUUAAUGUUAUAUUAGAAAAAAAAAAAACAUAUUUGAUGUGAAUUACAGUACGUAAUUCUUUGAAUGACGAAACAUUAUUUGCUGAAUUUGAGUAUCAUAAAUAUAUUUAGACUCAGUUGAUAAUUA